CAGGUGUGAUCCUCAUACCUUACGGAAACUGGAAGAGUGUUCCAUGUGCAGAUUACAGAUGCAGUAACUCUGAACACUGCAGAACGGGCUCAUCACCAGGUACUCAGAGGGAACAUCAUGAAGACACUCCUGGAAAACCUUGGUUUGGCCGAAUACUAUGAUAAAAAGCUCACUCUCCACACUGUUCUGCAGAUUAGCAAGAACAGUAUUACAGAUGUGCCAAUCCAGUCCCCUUCAGAUCUGCCAUGGUCCUUCUUAAAGAGACUGAUGAUGCUACAAAGGACAGCAAGGAAUGUUAAGUGUACCUCAUCAGACGGGGCAGAAGAUUCAGAAGAAGAGUGGGAUGAUGAACAGGAUAGCGCUGAAUCAAACUGUUCCCUGUCAGUAAAUCCUUUAGACAUUUUGACUGCUGUAUUUCUUUGUUCUGACAGUUUUCUUCAGCAGGAAAUGACAGUGAAAAUGUCCAUGUGCCAGUUUGCUGUCCCUCUGCUGCUUCCAAACAGGGAUAAAAAUCAAAUCACUCUUAUGCUUUGGGCAAUGAGAGAUAUUGUGAAAAAAUACAGACCACACUCCUUAUCAGAUUCAAGUAGAUUUGUGGAGGAAAGGAUUGCUCUGUCAAACCUACCAUUAGUGUCUUUUGUGAGACUUGGUAGGUGCAACAUAUCCAAAUCAGAAAUUCUGAAUAAGUUGCUCAGCAAUCCACAACAGUACACUGAUACCUUUGUGCACUUCAACAUGGAUUGUGGAAACAUCAACAAGAAAAUAUCAGAUGGCUUGGUUGAGAUGGCCUGGUAUCUUCCAUGUGGAAACAAGAACAUUGAUGUCUUUCCUGAACCUGUAGCGGUUGCAAACUUGAGAGGUGACAUUCGGGACUUUGAAACACAGUACGCUUUCCUUUGUAAGGCUUCAGCUGCUGUGUUCGUGUUCUUUGAAUCUCAACUUUUAGAAUCAGAGUUCAUUUCAAUCCAGAGUCAGAAAUCUACACCUCAGUUAUUUUUUGUGGGGAACACUAACAAUGAGAGCAUAAAAGCUACAGUCAGGAAGCUCAAUCUAAAGAAAGGCAAUUUCAUCUUUAAAGCUAAGCAAAAUGAUGCAGAAUUUGUUGACAAAAUUCGAAGCAAGUUGCAAGAUGCAACUGAGAACAACAAUCACAAAAUGUCAGUUGUUCGUUUAGCUGAGAUUGCACGGAAUCUAGGAAUCUUUGUGGAUGAGGAUGCUGAAGUAUGUCAGCGUGCCAAAGCAAGUGCAGAUGGAAUUACAUCAAAUAUUAAUGAUAUAGUUCAGUUCAAAACGAAAGAGCUGCCAUUGCAAGGAGAAAUCCUGAUGAAACUGGCCAAGUUAGAGAAGGAGGAAUGCCGACUGAAGGAAGUAGGGGAUACAAAAAUUGAAGACUACAAGAAUCGUCUUCAGGCACAGCAAAAGGAACUCAGAAAAGAGCAAUACAGAAUAAACAUGUCAGCUACUAUGAGCUGCUUUAUCAAUGCUUUAUCAAAAUCAACACUAGAAAGGGCCUACUUCUUAAAAUGGUUGAGAAUCAAUUUGGAGAAUCGCUCACAUGCAGUACUGCCUCAACUCAGGGAACUAUACAAACAGAAAUGUGCAGAUGUUUGUGGGAACAAGAAGGAAAUUGCUGAGCUUGAUAAAAAGAUUUCCAACAGUUCUUUGGGAGUGGAGCACUUCAUUCGAGAGAUGAGCCAGCUUUACGAGGCUGCAGCCUCGCUCUCCGAAGAAGAUGCACUUUACCGAAAACAACUGGAACAUUUACCUAGACUCUGUGCUCAUCUACUGCUGGAGGGAUAUUCACUUGAACUUGUGGAUGGAGAUUCUUCAAAUAUUCCUGUAAAGUGGCUUUCUAGUGUGUUUUCUGAAUUAAACACACUAGUGAAAGCAAAAAACAAGAUUAUGGUUGUCACUGUUUUGGGCGUCCAGAGUUCAGGAAAGUCAACAUUGCUGAACACUAUGUUUGGAGUUCAGUUUGCAGUAAGCAGUGGAAGGUGCACCAGGGGAGCCUUUAUGCAGCUUAUCAAAGUAACAGAAGAGUGUAACGCAGAACUCAACAGUGAUUAUAUAAUCAUAAUUGACACUGAGGGACUAAAAUCCCCUGAGCUUGCUCAACUGGACAACAGCCAUGAACAUGACAAUGAGUUGGCAACCAUUGUUGUUGGACUGAGUGAUGUAACAAUUGUCAACAUCGCUAUGGAAAACUCCACAGAGAUGAAAGACAUUUUACAGAUCAUUGUUCAUGCCUUCCUCAGGAUGAAGGAAAUAGGUAAGAAACACACGUGUUUGUUUGUACACCAGAAUGUUGCUGAUGUCUCAGCUCAUGAUUCAAACAUGAGAGACCGUAAAUUUCUGUUGGAACAACUGGAUGAAAUGACACAAGCUGCAGCCAAAAUGGAGAACAAAUUGGAGUUCAAGAAAUUUACAGAUGUGAUGAACUAUGACACUAAGACAGGUGACUACUACAUCCCUGGAUUGUGGCAUGGAACCCCCCCAAUGGCACCAGUAAGUGUUGGCUAUAGUGAGUCUGUGUAUACUCUCAGAAAACACAUAAUGGAGGUCUUCAGAUGUUACAAGCCCAGCAACAUCAGUGCAUUUCUUAAAUGGACCAAAGACUUGUGGACUGCUGUGAAAUUUGAGAAAUUCAUCUUUAGCUUCAGAAAUAGCCUGGUGGCUGAUGCAUACAUCAAACUGUGCACAGAGUACAACAAAUGGGAGUGGACACUGAGAAAGCAAAUGCACACUUCGGCAUCAAAAGCUAAAACGAAGAUCUUGAACUAUGGAAAAUUUGAAAACUCAGAGAAGGGUACCAUUGAAGACUUCCACUGUAAUUUACUAAAAAAAGCAAAUGAUGAGCUUUCAAAAGGAGAAGAUGAAAUUAUUAACAAGAUCAAAUCAUACUACAAACAAGGAGAAGGUCAUGUUGAACUUGUGGAAAGUUAUCGACAAGACUUUAUAAAUUCUGCCAAGUCUUUGAAGACAGAGCUUUUGAAUUCCAUCACUAGAAAACUGGAUGAUGCUGUUUCACGUCGAAAUGGAAUGAUCAAGGUGGAAGGAAUCAAAAAGACAUACAUGGAUACGAUGGAGAAAAAAGUGCUAAACUUGCUGAAAGACUGUCGUGAGAAAAAAACAAACAUGUCAGACUCCAUGCUAGAUAAAGCAUUUGAAAAUAUGUGGCAGGAGACUGUCAGGACGUUGUCAGACACAGGGUUUCAAUCACAAGAUAUCAAGACAAAGGUUUUUUAUCAUUUGACGAAAAAUCUUAAAUCUAGAGGAAGUUUUAUGGCUCAAAGCUUAGACGAAGUGAAGGAUUUAAGCAAUCAGGGCAAUGGACCUUUCGUUGCACACAAAGACAAAAAUGUUGUAUCCAAGUGGUUUUAUCAAAAUCACAUCAAGAUCGUUCAAGAGAUGUCAGACAACCUUAUCAUGGACUGUUGGGAAUCUGUAAGAGCAAAGGGGAAAAGUAAGGAUGAUUAUGAUGACACAUACAUCAGGGAAAUUCUUAACAUGAUUGAUGAGAAACUUAAGGCUCAUGAAAAUCUUAAGCUGAAGGAAGACUUUGAACUGUCCCUUAAACUGCACAUAUGUGGAUUUGCAAGCAGAGAAUUUCAAAAGAUCCACGAUCAAUUCAUCCUGGACAAUAACCCACGCACCACCCUGGAGGAGGACAAAAAAAUCUACCACCGUAAAUUCGUAGACCUUUACCGUGAACGAGACCAAUGUCAGAAUACAGCUGAUGAAUUCAUGAGAAGAUGCCUAGAACCUGCCUUUGAACGAUAUAUUUCUGAGAACUUGGGCAUGGAAAUGGCAGACAAGAUGGUGACUGGAGAAAACUCAGCAAUAUUUGGAACAAGGACAACAUUUCAGAUUUCAAUCUUAAAAAAACUUCUUGUUGAAUCUAAAUUUGAAACAUAUUUGCACUUCAUUAAGUCAUAUGAAAGGUCUGUUAAAGCCUUUAUUUCUGACAAAGUGAAAACGCACUUUUUAGGAGAGAACAGAAUUGUCAAAUUAGAGGAAGACCUUGUCAAUAGAGUCAUCAGUGAAGUUACCCAGGCAAUCGAAGAGGCAGAACAAGACCCAAAUAUAAAUGACGUCCAGGGAUUCAUCCAAGACAUAUGCAGGAAACUUCAAAAAAGGCUUGUUAUUCCCAAGGAUGCAGUGGACAAAAUCAGCACACUAAACGAUGCAAAUCCAAAAAAAAUUGCUGAAUGCCUUCAAUGUUCUGUGAAGGACAUGCAUAAAUCACUGAAAAGAUCUUGUUUAGAAACUCCCUUUCUAAUCAAAAUAGAUCGUCUUCAAAUCAAACCACAGGAUGAGCUGUUCAGACGGGUGCAUGGCUGUGAAAAACAGUGUCCAUUCUGUGAAGCACCAUGUGAAGCUGGAGGACAAACCCACACUAAACACUUUGUCUCAAUCCACAGACCACAAGGUCUCGGCCGCUACAGACUUGAUGAUUCUAAAAAACUAGUGACAGACAUCUGUACAUCAUCGGUGCACAGUGACCAAAGAUUUAAAUGUGCUGAUACCAAUGAUCAAUGGCAUCCAUAUAAGGAAUACAGCAAAAUCUAUCCAGACUGGCGAAUUGAUCCAGACUGCAGCACAGAGGCCUCAGCAUACUGGAAAUAUGUGAUGGCACAAUUCAAUGAUAAAUUCGCAAAGGAGUACAAUGCAAAGCCUGCAGACAUACCCUCAUCCUGGUGUAAAAUCAGUAAGGUCGAUGCAGAGAAAAGCCUAGUGUAAACAUAAUACUUGAACCCCGUUUAAAUUAGUUUAAUACAUAAUGGUAAGAAACCAUUAAACUGACAUCUUUUUUUUUCUUCUUUUUUUUUCAAAGAUCUGUUUAUGGGCUUUUUAUGCCUUUUAUUUAGACAGGACAGUGUGUAGUUGACAGGAAAGCAUUGGGUGAAGAGAGGGGAGCGGGAUUGGCAAAGGACCACGAGCCAGGAUUCGAACUCGGGUUGCCGUGAGCGCAGUUGCGCUGUAUGUCGGCCGACUAAACUGACAUCUUAAUAUGUAGUUAUCCAGAGGGAGAGAGAGACAGAGAGAAAUUAAAUCUAACAUAGAAGAACAAGAACUCGCUUUGGUUCAAUAAUGAUUUUAACUACUAUUAUGGUUAAUGCAUGAAAUAGAGAACAGUUUACUGUUGAUGAAACAUUAUUUCAUUCAUGGGUAAAAAAAUUUUUCUUUUGACAUGUCUUAGAGGCCUAAAUGUUAUUGAAAAAGUUAUUUUGUAAUUCGUUUUUAGAUGCUCUAAAUAUUACUCUCUGAUUCUUAUGUGUAGAUUCAUGUCCACACGUACACAGGUAUUUUUAUAAACCGAGCUUUUCCUUCUUCAGUUUUCAAAAAAAUCUCCAUCCACAUGAAAACAAACGCAUGCCAUGAAGCACUGUCAAGAGCAUACCAAACCAACAGGUGGCGAUAUAAUCUCAACCGUAAAGCCAUGUUGGCCAAUCAGAAGCCUGAAAAAGUUUCCAGUAGGCGGAGACAACAAUGCAUGCGUCACUGUCUACACAAUAACACUGAAACCGGAGUUUUAGAAAAUCUUCACCCUGACAGGAGUUUUCAGAAAUGUUCAGUUUCAGUGACCUGGUGCAGCAUUUGCAUGUGGAUGAACGGCCAAACCGCAUAGAAAAAGCUGCGGUUUUGAAAAUAACAGUGUUCGUGUGGACAGGGCUUUAGUAAUAACUGGUGUUUUCAGCUGUACCACAAAAGCUGUUUGUGUUAUUGACUAAUUGUAAUGAAUUUAAUUUUGUGUAAUGUAACUAUUUAGAGCUGUUGUUCUGCGGCUGUGUCUUAUAUAUAUAUAUAUAUAUAUAUAUAUAUAUAUAUAUAUAUAUAUGGGCAUAUAUAAGGUCACAACACUGCUGAAAUCUGCAACAGGUUAAUUCAUUCUGGAGACUUCAUUUGCCAGUCACAUGCAAACAAUGUUACCUGAAUAAAUUCAGACAGUUUGUGCUUGUGCUGAAAAUCUGAUCACCUGUCUUGCAUCUACAGUUGAACAGGGUCACCACCGUGACUAACGAUAUAAACAUAUAAGAUAUUAAAAAUCACAUAAACAUGUCAAACUUUCACACACAUUUACUGAGUCUUCAACUCAUGAACUUUUUUGAAUUUCUUUUUCUGGUUUAUCCCUCUAAAUACCUUUCUUUUGCAAUAUGUGGGACUGAGUCACCUAAAAUCUGGGCAAUGGUGCGAUUGCUGAGGAAACAAGAAUUGAUGAAUAAGAAAAUAAUGAAAUUACUAAAAGAAAUUAUUGAAUUGCAUGAUUUUACUUUUGAAUUACAAACGUUGGCAAGUGAAUUGGGAACAAUGAAACUCCAGACACCUGUUACAAAAUUAUAAAUGUCAGAUGCUGUAAAAAGAUGCAUCCUAUUUUGAGAUUACAGGUGUAGAUUGCUUUGUGGUUUUGACUGCUUUGUAAAGAACGGUUAAAGACAAGGGGAUGCAUUUUGCAACACGGUUGCAAAAUGGAACUUCUAGUUAACCGUGGUGUAAAGUGUUAUUCACACCUGCGUUGGGGUGUUAGAUUGCGAUUUAGACAUGUAUGCUUAUGCCUCGCUUAUGUUUUGAAAGGUGUUACAAUUAUUUUUAUAGUAGAAGGUAGAAGUAGGUAUGCUUGCCAUCUAGAAAUGUUGCAGUUCUUCCAUUUGAACUUUUGACACUGUCUUGUGUAGCCUCUGUGACAAAGGUCGCGUUUCCUGCCUGCACGGGAGGAGGCAGUCACGGACACUGGCAGAAGAUGGAAGAAUGCUGGGAGGUUUUUGAUGAGAUUAAUGCAAAUGAUAUGCAAGACUAUAUACAGUAAAUGCUUGUAGGAUUUCUUUUAGUGGCCGACGCUUUGUGGUGAAGAAUUUGACUUUUGUUAUUUGCUUAUGAGUUAUUGUUUUUAAUAAAACGAAACCAUUGUAUUGGUGAUUCGUAAAAUU
This is a messenger RNA of Onychostoma macrolepis, 6926 nucleotides long. RefSeq names its product up-regulator of cell proliferation-like. Gene Ontology annotation, molecular function: GTP binding. Bases 118 to 4740 code for a protein of 1540 amino acids. Lineage: Eukaryota; Metazoa; Chordata; Actinopteri; Cypriniformes; Cyprinidae. The record is from RefSeq and is a predicted model, not a curated record. The transcript has 3 exons.